AUGAAACUUAAUGCAAUUGCUCAACAUCGACUUAAACAUAUUAAUCUCUUGUUAGCACAUGAAUUAGCAUUAAUUGAACGUGAACAUGAAAAAAAUUUAAUAGCAUAUAAAAAUCUUACAACUUCGAUUUGUCGUGAUUAUGAUCGAAUAUCAAACUUAAAUCAAAAUAAAAUUUCAUUAUCAAUUGAUGAAAUUUAUGAUGAACAAAGUCAAACAUUUGAUUAUCCUAAGAAACAACUUUCAACAAAUAAUUAUUUAAAUGAUAAAUCUUGUUCAUCAAUAAUUAGUAGUAAUUAUACUCGAAGUCAAAUAGACGUAUCCAUAGUUCGAAAUUCUUCAAAAUAUCGACGUCAAUGUUCAAAACUUGAACGUUUACCUCCAAUAAUAAAAGCAAAUAUAUCAAAUCAACAUAAACCAUCAACUAGUAAUUUACAUUCGAUGAAUUGUUUUCAACCAACAGAUAAACGUAAACAAAGUUUUACUGAAACAUUUUCAUCAUUCGAUAAAAAUUCAUCAAAAAAAACUAUACCAGAAAUAACACCUAUACAAAAAGAAAUUCAAUCAUUUUUGGAAAGUUUACCAACAUAUACAGGUAUUCAAUGUGGUUUUGAUAGUUUUGGUUCAUCAUCUCGUUAUUCAUUUCGAUCAAAACGAUGA
This is a messenger RNA of Rotaria sp. Silwood1, 657 nucleotides long. The record is from the annotation of a GenBank genome assembly. NCBI's taxonomy places the organism in Eukaryota, Metazoa, Rotifera, Eurotatoria, Philodinida, Philodinidae.